Guillardia theta CCMP2712 is the source of this 640-nucleotide messenger RNA. RefSeq lists its product as hypothetical. Gene Ontology annotation, molecular function: catalytic activity. Bases 22 to 588 code for a protein of 188 amino acids. NCBI's taxonomy places the organism in Eukaryota, Cryptophyceae, Pyrenomonadales, Geminigeraceae. The record is from RefSeq and is a predicted model, not a curated record. The transcript is spliced from 5 exons.
CCCUGAUUCCAUCUGAUCGCGAUGGCAACCGGAGCGGCAGGAAUCGGAGCAUGGACGAAGAAGCUGGCGGAGAAGACGCCGACACCAGGAGGAGGAGCAGCAGCUGCUGUCUGUGGAGCGAUCGGUGCGGCGGCAGGGGCCAUGGCGGCCAUAUACACCACUAGGAAGAAGGACGAGGAGACGGGAGUGGCGGAGAAAGCCCGUGCGCUGUCCGAGUCUCUCAAGCAGACUUCACAGAAGUGUAUGGAGAUCGCAGACGAGGACGAGGAGGCGUAUGCCGCGCUGCAGGCCAGCUGGAAAGACAGCAGUAUGACGGCAGAGCAGAAGGCCAAGGUGGAGGCGACGGCUCUGGACGUGCCUGUCCGUCUCCUCAAGCUCUGCCAUGCCGAGGCCCUCAAGGUGCACGAGUUCAUCCCCUCGUGCAACCCCAACAUCGUCUCGGACGCCAAGGUUGCGAUCCACCUCAUGGCUGGGGCAGGUCGUGCUGCCUACCAGACUGUCCUCGUCAACAAUCCUCCCGAUGCUGUCAAGGCGGAGCUGCAACCUCUCCUGCAGGACUUGAAAUCUUUCGAAGAGGCUCUACUGUGAUCUCGCUGCGACGCUACCCUGAUCUCCUUGAGUACACUUCCAGUCUCCUUGG